Molecule: messenger RNA, 875 nt
Organism: Zophobas morio
Lineage: Eukaryota; Metazoa; Arthropoda; Insecta; Coleoptera; Tenebrionidae
Product: brachyurin-like
Exons: 6
Coding region: 57-836 (259 amino acids)
Biological process (GO): proteolysis
Molecular function (GO): serine-type endopeptidase activity
Source: RefSeq, a predicted model, not a curated record
UUAGUUACAUUAGUGUAAGCAAAGCUUCUUUAAGUAUAAAUUACACACAGAACAAGAUGGUGUUUUUGUGUAGUGCUUUUUUCUUUGUGACUUAUCUACUUACACAGGCUGAUGCAAGAACUGGUAGUCGCAUUAUAGGAGGGAAUAAUGCAUAUGCAGGACAAUUUCCUCACGCAGCAGCAAUCACUGUCCAAACUAGCAACAGCAGAAUUUUUUGUGGUGGUACCCUUAUUAACAAUGAAUGGGUUUUAACAGCCGGACAGUGUGUCGAUGGAGCCACACUUUUUACAAUCCAGCUUGGAAGUAACAAUCUAAAUACAGACGAUCCCAACAGAGUCACAGUCGCUUCCUCUGAAUAUUUCUUGCAUCCUGACUACAAUCCGAGUACUUUGGAAAACGAUAUCGGGUUAAUUAAACUCCGUCUGCCUGUUGAAUAUACUAGUUACUUAAACAAAGUCCAUUUCCUCGGUGAUCACUACGUGGUACCAAGCACUACGGCCGUAGUAAUUGGUUGGGGACAAACCAGCGAUGACGAUCCUGAGUUUAGUAACGACUUGAAGUGGGUUACAGUGGCGGCCUUGUCCAAUGAGGAAUGUCGGUUAACCUAUGGUAAUCAAAUUACCGAUAGCACGCUUUGUGUUGAAGGAAAUUACAACGAAGGGUCUUGCUAUGGUGACACUGGUAGUGGGUUGUUUCAGAGUGUUGGUCCUGGUUACAUGAUGCACUCAGGUGUUGCGAGUUUUAUCAGUGGGAACGGAUGCGAAAGUACGGAUCCUUCUGGUUAUGUAAGAACUGCAGCUUACAGAGCCUGGAUUAAAAAUAUUACAGGAGUGUAAUUUUGUAAUGUACAACAUUAAAGUUUUGAUUUGGUGGAA